This is a messenger RNA of Brassica napus (rape), 1143 nucleotides long. RefSeq lists its product as uncharacterized. The record is from RefSeq and is a predicted model, not a curated record. The transcript is spliced from 2 exons. Bases 1 to 1143 code for a protein of 380 amino acids. NCBI's taxonomy places the organism in Eukaryota, Viridiplantae, Streptophyta, Magnoliopsida, Brassicales, Brassicaceae.
AUGGCCGACAUUAAGGAGGAGAUCGUGACGACUAAGGACACCGGGCCUGCCACCAUCAAAUUCCCGAUGCUAACUUCCUCAAACUACACUAUCUGGUCGAUGAGAAUGAAGAUUGCGCUUAAAUUCAGUGAAGUUUGGGAAACUAUAGACCCAGGAACAAAAGAUGAGAAGAAAAAUAACAUGGCUAUUGCAUUUUUGUUUCAAUCCAUACCAGAAGCUUUGAUCUUACAAGUAGGCGAUAUAGAUACAGCAAAGGGAGUAUGGGAUGCGAUAAAGGCGAGACAUGUUGGAGCUGAAAGGGUAAAGGAAGCUAGGUUACAAACCCUAAUGGCGGACUUCGAUAGGCUCAAGAUGAAGGAUAAAGAUACAAUCGAUUCCUUUGCUGGCAAGCUAUCCGAAAUCUCUUCUAAAUCUGCUUUUCUAGGCGAGAUAAUAGAAGAACCAAAGCUGGUUAAAAAAUUCUUGAAGAGCUUGCCAAGGAAGAAGUUUAUUCAUAUUGUUGCAUCUCUUGAGCAAGUUCUUGAUCUCAACACAACAAGCUUUGAGGAAAUUAUCAGACGGUUAAAGGCGUAUGAAGAAAGAGUCACCGAAGAGGAAGAAGCAAUCGAUGGCUCCGAAAAAUUGAUGUAUGCUAACUCAGACUCGAGCACUGAAAGCUAUGGAACGAACAGCCGUGGUCGAGGACGUGGCGGUCGAUCAAAAUGGAGAGGAAGAGUCCUAAAGCUUCAAGAGACCGUUGAGAAAAGGGAUGAUGACACACACGAGGCUGACGCUCUCAUGAUGAAUGAAGUCGUAUAUUUAAAUGAGAGGAAGGUGAAUCCAAAGAAGUUUGAGGCUGAAUCAGAUACGGUAGACGUGUGGUAUCUUGAUAAUGGCGCCAGUAACCACAUGAGUGGUAACCGCAUGUUCUUCUGCGAACUAGAUGAUACCGUCACUGGAAAAGUGCAGUUUGGUGAUGACUCGAAGAUUGACACAAUGGGUAAAGGCUCGAUUUAUUUUAUCACCAAAGGAGGUGAAAAGAAAGUGUUAAAUAAUAUUUACUACAUACCAGCCUUGCGUAGUAACAUUGUGAGCUUGGGAAAAGCUACGGAAGUCGGGUGUGAGGUACGUAAGAAGGAAGACACUCUAAGUCUAUUCGAUUAA